Molecule: messenger RNA, 282 nt
Organism: Cooperia oncophora
Lineage: Eukaryota; Metazoa; Nematoda; Chromadorea; Rhabditida; Trichostrongylidae
Source: the annotation of a GenBank genome assembly
AUGGAUCCGGAACAUUGUGAGUUUCUGGCUGAAGAUGAAAUGAUCCAAAUUAUACCCCGAAGGAACGAGCCGGUUCUGCACUUGGUUUGCGGGGAUGUCGGUCCACUCGAAGCUGGAGUGCCUGUGAAAGUUCCACUUUGGUUAGCAGUCGAUCUCAGAAGGAAACAGCAGUGUGAAAUAGUGCCGCCUUAUUGGUUUUGUCUUGAUGAGCUGAAGCGUCUCGUUGCAACAGAAGGUGAAACUGCUGGUCUUUCUCGGCUUCCACCAUAUAUAUUUGAAAUC